Arctia plantaginis is the source of this 1008-nucleotide messenger RNA. The record is from the annotation of a GenBank genome assembly. Lineage: Eukaryota; Metazoa; Arthropoda; Insecta; Lepidoptera; Erebidae.
AUGUACAAGAUAUUGAUCUGUGCAGUGAUAUUUAUGUUAUCAGAGACAUGUUUGUGUGAAGUUUCAAUCCUAGACAAGACAGAACUGGUUUUAGCUUUUAUGGUACAUCGCCAUGGUGAUCGAACGCCAGUUGAAACAACAAUACAAUUUGCCAGUGACAAAGACUUGGUAUUGGAAAAAACAAAGAAAUACGGCUACGGCCAACUCACAGAUAAAGGUAGAUUACGCGGCUAUGAAUUAGGUAAAUUCAUCCGCCGUCGCUAUGGCUCCCAACUUUCGGAUCAAUACAACGCAUCAGAAAUAUUUAUUCGUUCAACUGAUUCUACUAGAACCAAAAUGACGGUACUGGCGGCCAUGGCUGCUGUUUACCCUCCAGGUAAAGAUAAUUGGAGUAAAGAUAUCAACUGGACUCCCGUACCGUAUACUACUAGGAGAGCGAAAUAUGACAGUCUGUUACCCACAGUAAAUUGUCCAGUUCUCUCUAAUAUUUUCGCGAACAAUUUAUCGAAAUCCCCUCCAACUAUGACAAAGUAUGAACGUGUUAUGGAAGAAAUAUCGAACACCUUUGACAUCAAUGUCUCACUAUCUCCUGUUACACUGUAUGUCAUUAACGAUAUGUUUGUCAGCCAGAUAAGUUUAGGUGUACCGCUUCCCAAAAAUUUGGAGGAUCUGCUUCCUCAAAUAGUAGAAGGUGCAGGACAAGCCAUGGAUAUUUUAUUUGGAGAUGACAAAUACUUACCUUUGUACUCAGGAGUUCAUCUGCAAGAAUUCUUUGAUGCGGUAGACAAAGUUAUAAAUGGAAGAGACGUGCCUAGGAUCCAGGUGUACUCUGCCCACGACGUCAAUGUAUUCACCUUCAGUUCUAUUACAAGGAUCAAUCCUCGACUAGGUGUGCCCAAGUACGGGUCCUUAUUUUCUCUGGAAUUAAGAAGAAAUUUACAAACUGGAGAGUAUAUUGUAGUGCCUGUAUUUCUUGAAGAACCUGGCGCUGACGAGGUAUACCUCUAA